ACAUCUCAACGAGAACAAAUACUUUAAUAAUGUCUGAUGCUUUAAGUUUAUACAGUUCAAUUGCUGAUGGAGCUAGCUCUGUCGCCGGUGCCACCAGCAACUUUGGUAGCUCGCUUCAUGCUGGUUCUCAUGCUUCUGCCCAUGUCAGUUCUGUUGGCGCAGAGGCUUCUUCUGAUGUUGAAUCUUUGAUAGACAGUAUCAGCAAAGGUGGAUCCAUCACAGAUGAUUUUAGCAGUGCCAGUAAGGCUGCCAGUAAAGCCUUAGCUUCUUUGAGUGAAGAUGCCAGUGACCUCGGUUCUGGAAGUGCUGUUGCCGAGACCAGUCUCGAAGUUUCUGACAGUGCCUCUUCAAAGACUGCUGGAUCCAAGUCCAAGUCUUCUUCUGGUAGUUCUACAUCGGGUUCUGAAACCAGUGGGGGUUUUGGUGCUACGGUUCAAGCUCCAGUGUUUGGCUCAUUGGCAGUUAUUGCUCUUGCUUUGUUGUAAAGGUGCUUGUAAAAGUAUGUUUUGAAUAAAUUUGUUU
Messenger RNA from Yamadazyma tenuis ATCC 10573, 522 nucleotides. RefSeq lists its product as uncharacterized. The record is from RefSeq and is a predicted model, not a curated record. NCBI's taxonomy places the organism in Eukaryota, Fungi, Ascomycota, Pichiomycetes, Serinales, Debaryomycetaceae.